GUUUUUGUCAAAUGAGCAUUGUCAAUUGUCAAGUCAUUUCAUUUCAUGAUUUGUCUAAUUUGUUUUAUUUACAAAAUUCAUUGAACUGCAUACUUCACAGUUUUAUUAAUUUAAGAAUUUUCACAUAGUUUGGAACCAUCAAUAAUUCAAUUUGAUUGUAUACGUCAUUCAUCAGGGAUUAAACAUCAACUAAGGGAUUCGAAUAUGGCUGGAUAUUUUGAAGAAAUGGGUUGGGCAGAGCUGCAGGAAGGACAACAGCCAAACCAUUUAUUAGACAUGGCAAGAUUCCUCAUAGAUUUUGGAUUUUAUGAUGAAGAUAUUAUUGGAGAGUGGCCAAGGCUUCCUCCACCUGCUUCAAAAGAAGCUGUGUCAAAUAUACCAGAGAUUACAAUAGAGAGUAGCGAUAAGAACUGUCCCAUUUGUUUGAAAACCUUCAAUGUUGGAGAGAAGGCAAAGGAGAUGCCUUGCCACCACCAAUUCCAUGCUAAAUGCAUUCUCACAUGGCUUGAGAGGACCAACUCAUGUCCAUUCUGCAGACAUGAGUUACCAACUGAUGAUGAGGCAUACGAAGCAUACAAGAAAGAGAAGAAAAGAAAAGAACAGAGAAAGGAAGACAUAGAAACACUCCAUAAUUCAAUGUUUAGCUAAUUUUAUUUUUCAAUAAUUAAUUAUUCUAUUAAAGUUAUUUAGUUUUAUUUUUAGAUAAUAGGUGGUGUCACAAAUAUGUUAAUCAGUAACUUUAAUUUA
Messenger RNA from Spodoptera litura, 747 nucleotides. Its product is annotated as E3 ubiquitin-protein ligase RNF181. Gene Ontology annotation, biological process: protein ubiquitination. Gene Ontology annotation, cellular component: cytoplasm. Lineage: Eukaryota; Metazoa; Arthropoda; Insecta; Lepidoptera; Noctuidae. Gene Ontology annotation, molecular function: ubiquitin protein ligase activity. The record is from RefSeq and is a predicted model, not a curated record.